Molecule: messenger RNA, 1043 nt
Organism: Durio zibethinus
Lineage: Eukaryota; Viridiplantae; Streptophyta; Magnoliopsida; Malvales; Malvaceae
Cellular component (GO): cytoplasm
Molecular function (GO): protein-disulfide reductase activity
Source: RefSeq, a predicted model, not a curated record
AAUCCUUGUAAAUGCCACGGUGGCACUGUACUAUUCUAGAAGCGUCCACACCAGAAAAUUUCUACCUGAGCAAAAAUUUAUUUCGAAACCCUCACUCUCUUCGAAAUUUUCAAUUUUUGUCUGCGAUUAAUUUCGUCUGCAGAUGGCUGCCGCUACGGUUACUUUCACUCCAAUUACGGCUGCUGUUUUUGCCUCUUCUUCUGAGCGGAGAAUAUCCGUUAGAUUACCGGAAUUUCGACGUCUCAAGAUUAAACCGAGGCCGGCAUCGGUCACUCUGUCGUCCAAAUCGUUGAGUCCGGAUCCGCGUCGGCUCAGUCGAGAUGGACGUUUUGUUUGUGAGGCCCACGAGACUGCUCUUGAUGUGCUUAAUGCCAAGGAUGAUACAUGGCAGUCACUUGUUCUUGAUUGUGAAUUGCCUGUUCUGGUUGAAUUUUGGGCUCCAUGGUGUGGGCCUUGUCGUUUGAUCCUCCCUAUAAUUGACGAACUGGCAAAGCAAUAUGCUGGGAAACUCAAAUGUUACAAAGUUAACACUGAUGAGAGCCCUACCGUUACAAAUCGAUAUGGAAUUCGAAGCAUUCCGACUGUUAUGAUCUUCAAGAAUGGGGAGAAGAAAGAUGCAGUCAUUGGUGCUGUUCCCAAGUCCAUCUUGACAACCUGCAUUGAGAAAUUCUUAUAGGGUGGUAAGAAAAUGUCGUCACUUUUCCUGGAAGUUAAGCACGUUCCAUCGAUAUCUUCUUUUGUUAUCUUCCAAUGGUUCAUGUUAAGAUACCUUAUGUCUGAAAUAAACUCGUCUGCCCCCUGUACAGUUAUGAGAAGAAGCUGUAUUUUCUUUCUCUUUUAGUUAGCGUUAAUUAGUUAUAUGUUUCUUGUUUCAAUAAUUUUUUUUAGUAGCUUGUUUUCAUCUUUAUUUAUUGCUGUGGAAUCUCCAGUUUAUCUUUAAGGUUAGUGAGUAGGAACGGGCCUGUUGGCAUCAUCCUUUUUUAUUGUACAAAAGAGGCCGCAGUUUGGAGAUAAAGAGAAAAUGUUGCAGGUAUUCGGAUUUG